Lepus europaeus (European hare) is the source of this 2036-nucleotide messenger RNA. RefSeq names its product tetratricopeptide repeat domain 23 like (gene TTC23L). Gene Ontology annotation, molecular function: protein binding. Bases 23 to 1414 code for a protein of 463 amino acids. The transcript has 13 exons. NCBI's taxonomy places the organism in Eukaryota, Metazoa, Chordata, Mammalia, Lagomorpha, Leporidae. The record is from RefSeq and is a predicted model, not a curated record.
CCAGCCUUGGGCCAGGAAGAAGAUGCAAGCCUGCCCCAUACGAAUCCCAACUGUAAGCAAUGAUACCGACUGGGACUUCUGCUUCCAUUUGUCACAGCAAACCGAGAUCCCAGCAUGCCAGCAAACAGAAGAGUUGUGUACCACUUGUGGGUCUGGAGAGAGUGAAGAAGACACAACAGCCCAGACAGAGGAGAUAGUCAUUGACUGUAUGUCUCUUCCCAAAGAGAAAUUAGCACAGGCCCAGAAGAAAAUAGUUCAGCUGAUUAAGGAAAAAAUGAAUAUCCAAGCAAACAAGGAGCUGAUUCGAUGUGUCAUCCUUUCUCGGAUUAUUUUUGGGGAAGAUCAUUGGAAAUGUGCACAGGCGUUGGCCAGCCUGGCUUAUGGCUACUUGACACUGAGAGGCCUCCCAGCUCAGGCCAAGAAACAUGCGGAGUCUGCCAAGACCACACUGUUGACCUGGAAGGGAAACACGACCUCAGACAAGGAAAAAAAGGAAAUCCUGGAUGCCCUGGUCAUGCUCUACUACACUGUGGGGGUGGCGUGGCUCCUCCAGAACCAUGGCAGAGAGGCCUAUUUCAACCUGCAGAAGGCAGAGAGAAACAUGAAGGAGCUGAAAGAAUUAUGUAAGGGAAGUGUUUGUGGAUUACAAGUCUCAGAGAAAGACCUAACAAUUGCUUUGGGCAGAGCCUCCUUGGCCAUCCACAGGUUGAACCUAGCUUUGGCAUACUUUGAGAAAGCAGUUGGCAACGUGAUUGCUGCCAAGGGUGAUGGCACACCAGACCUGAUCAGCCUGUAUGAGGAAGUAGCUCAGAUUGAACAGCUGAGGAGGAACCAUGACAAGGCCAUCCAGUACCUGAAGCAGGCCCAUUCUAUCUGUGUUUCUUCGUUCACUGAAGUCAGCCCCCAGACUGCAGAGGCCAGCGCUUUACUAGCCAGAGCUUAUGCCAUGUCCGGAGAGCCCCAGCACAAGGAUGCUAUUGAGACAUAUUAUAUAAAAAGUAUUAGUGCAUAUCAAGUAACACUGGGCUCAGAGGAUUCUGAAACACUGGCCACCAUUGAAGAAUUUUGCAAAUGGCUUGUCCAGAAUGGGGAAAAACAGGAAGCUUACAGACUGCUGAAGUCGUUACUGAAGUCCCAGGUUAUCAGCUAUGGUGACUGCAGUGAAAAAGUGGCUGAGACUUUUUAUAACAUGGCCAGGAUCUGCUUUGCCGAAGGGGAGCUGGGAAAGGCAAUUCAGCUGCUUAGGAAGUGUCUGAUGAUUCAAAUCUUUGUGUAUGGAAGUGAACACAGUAAAAGCAGAGAGACAAAAAGCCUCCUUACCCUAUUACAAAGGGCAAACACCAGUUCAUCCCGAUGGAGGAGAGAAGCCAUUCCAGGAAGAAGGAAUUCCAUAUGCAAGGGCACCGAAGCAUGACUGAGGCGGCGGACCCAAGGAGUGGCAUGGUCUUCUGUUACCAGUAAAGAGUAAACCUCUAUACAAGAGAGCCAACAAUAAAGGCAACCUUGUUGAUAAUAAAAAUCCUGGACUACAAAAUGUUUGUCAACACGGCUAGCAGUGGCAGAUCAAAAGCCAGACUGCACUUUUUUUUUUUUUUACUAAAGACUCUGGAGAUAAAGGUUCACUUAGCAUCAGUAUUACAGGUAAAGCACCCAAGAGUCGUUAGAAACCAGGACCCUUACCUGUAACUUGGAGGAGAGAAAUCUUUUAGACACAUGUUGAUUUAACUUAUGUUGUUUUUUUUUUUUAAGAUUUAUUUUAUUUAUUUGACAGGCAGAGUUAGAGUGAGGUAAGACAGAGAGAGAGGUCCUCCAUCCACUGGUUCACUCCCCAGAUGGCUGCAAUGGCUAGAGCUGUGCCAAUCCAAAGCCAGGAGCCAGGAGCCAGGAGCCAGGAGCCAGGAGCCUCCCCCGGGUCUCCCACGUAGGUGCAGGGGCCCAAGGACCUGGGCCAUCCUCCACUGCUAUCCCAGGCCACAGCAGAGACCUGGAUCGGAAGAGGAGCAGCCGGGACUAGAACUGGUGCCCAUGUGGGAUGC